This is a messenger RNA of Suillus bovinus, 1020 nucleotides long. RefSeq names its product u3 small nucleolar RNA-associated protein 11. Bases 1 to 1020 code for a protein of 339 amino acids. Gene Ontology annotation, cellular component: small-subunit processome; nucleolus. The record is from RefSeq and is a predicted model, not a curated record. Gene Ontology annotation, biological process: rRNA processing. NCBI's taxonomy places the organism in Eukaryota, Fungi, Basidiomycota, Agaricomycetes, Boletales, Suillaceae. The transcript is spliced from 4 exons.
AUGACCUCCUCCCUCAGAAAUUCGUUGCAUAGGCGAAAUCAUAAAGAGCGCUCGCAGCUCUCUCAUCGCGCGAAAUUUGGAAUUUUAGAAAAGCAUAAGGACUAUGUCCAACGUGCACGGGAUUAUCACUCCAAGCAGGAUCGUCUAACGCGCCUUAGGCAGAAGGCGGCGGAUAGGAAUAAGGAUGAGUUCUACUUUGGGAUGAAUAAGGAGAGGACGGUGCAGGGGGUGCAUGUCAAGGAUAGAGGAAAUGUUUCAAUGCCUAUGGAUAUGGUUAAGCUCCUCAAGACACAAGAUGAGGGCUAUGUUCGGACAAUGAGAGCCAAUGGAAUCAAGAAAAUUGAGAGGAUCAAAAACCAACUUACUGCCUUGGCUAACCUCAUUGCCCCACCGGAUGAUGACAGAGAGGAUGACGGCGAGGAUGCAUUGGACGAAACUGACCUGGAAACACUUCGAGAAGCAAGUGUCAUACCCCCAGGAACAAAACGGCGUCCACCCCCACGUCAUAUUAUCUUUGCUGAGAAUGAGACAGAAGGCGACAUGAUGACAUAUACUGCAGCAAAACAAUUGUCUCAGCAGCGAUCUUCAAACGAAGUCAAAACUACGAUUGAAGUCGAACGGGCUGAAGUCGACCUCGGCUGGAAGACCGUGGAAAGUGUAUCGUCUCGGCGGAGACGGAAAAAUAAAUCCUCAGCCGGUGUAUCAACAGAUAUUGUUGAGGAUUCCCAUGAAACACAGCAACUUAAUGUGCAAAACCGCAAGCGACUCCUGAAAGAACUCGCUGCGCGACUAAAACGUGACACUCAAUUACGGUAUACACAACGUGAACUAGAGAUGCAAAGACUUUUGGCAGGUAAAGGAGGUCGGCGAAAGCUUCGUGGCGUCGAAGAAGUAGGGGCUGAGAACGACGAUGAAGAUGAAGACAGAAUGGACGACCUGGCAGCCUCCAAGGCGAGCAAGGUGAAUGAGAAGACUUACAAACCUCGGGUAUAUAAAUGGCGUAUAGAAAGAAAACGAUAG